Entrophospora sp. SA101 is the source of this 267-nucleotide messenger RNA. NCBI's taxonomy places the organism in Eukaryota, Fungi, Glomeromycota, Glomeromycetes, Entrophosporales, Entrophosporaceae. The record is from the annotation of a GenBank genome assembly.
AUGCAUAUUGAUAAUUAUAUUCGAAAUUCCCACACUUCGGCUUGGAAUCAGAGGGAUAUUCUAAACAAGAUUAUUACAGUUAAUGAUUCUGCACUUCGACUAAAAGAAAUUGCUGACUGGGAAAAUGAUGAAGCACAAACCCAGUAUCAGCAAUAUGGUCAGAUGAUUGCGGGGUUGAAUAAUCAAGCAACUCAACUUCAAGCCCAAAUUCAGGGAGAUGCACAAAUUAUUAUACAAUUACAGGCUCGGUCAGGAACCACCAGAUGA